GUCAAGUGACGUCAUCACCCUUUGAUUCACUUGUGUUUUUGUUGCAGCUCUUAAGCUUAUUUCGACGUCUUUAACAAUCUUAAUGUCAAAAGUAGACACUGUUUUCAACAGAAAAGACACGGUUAAGACGUUUUUGUCUGAGGGCUCUUAUGGCACUACAAUCUUGAAUGCUGAUGUGGUAAAACAACUUAGUCUACGAUGGAUAUCGAUACAGACUCGACUGAAAGUGACACUGAAACACCAUCAGAACGUGAGUCUCUCAGUGAAGAUGAUCUGAAUUAUUCCGAAACAAAGGAAAAACUGCGGGGCAGGAUGGAGGAGAUCCGCAGCACUAUCCAAGAGAUGAUCCGGGAAAACGAGAGCGUCCCCGAAAUCGAGCGACUCGAGCUGAAGGAGUUCAACGUGGACGAGGACAGGCAAAAGAUGCACGACGCUGUGCUGGAGGAGGAAAUUUCCAAGGUGAGGGAUAGGAUUGAGAUGGAGAUUUUGGAGCGACGCUACCGGUGUGAUCUCAUCAAGAGGGACUACUGGGAUUGUCUGAAAGUUAAAGACAGGGCUGUAAAGGCCUUUCACACGGACCAGGAGGUGACAAACUACCCCCUCAAAGAGCGACUGCAAGGGGAGUUGGACGCCCUCAAAAGAGUUGAAAAUAAGAGGAUGGCGGAAAUUGCUAGGGAUCAAGAAAAGGGUGGCGAGGAUGAGGCGGAGGAGGCGUUGGCGGCCCAGGGGGGCGUCACGAGCAGCUACUCGGCCGAGCUGGGACUGUCCCACCCUUACCUCUACGACCAGUUCAGCCUGCACACCACCGAGCAGAAGCAGAACCAGAUCAUCAUGCUUCAGGAUGUGAUCUUCCAAAUCAAGGUGGCGCUCAACACGCAGUUCGACAAAGUGUACAAGCAAAAGGUGCAGGAGAUCGGCCGCGUCAAAGAGCGCAACAAGCAAGUGAGGGAGAUCCUGGAGGAGCUGGAGGUCACCGAGGACCUGUGGGUGCCCGUCCUGAGCGACAGGGAGGUGCCCGAGCGGGUGUUCGUCGUGGACGACUCCGAGAUCAAAGCCGAAAAGUACCUGACCCCAGAAGAGGAGAAGGAAAAGGAAAGGAAGAGGCUGGAGGAGCAAAAGCGCUUGGCUGCCAAGAGCGACGACGUCCGAGAAAGGGCCCUCGAUGACAUGAUGGACGGCGUUCUGGAAGUGAAAAAAGACAGCCUCUUGAAAGCGGAAGUGCCCCAGCCCGAGUUUGUUCUGGCCAAACCCGACAACGAGUGGAGCGAAGAGGAGAAAAAGCAGUUCAAAGAAUACGAAAAGAAAGUCAAAGAGCUGAACACGGAGAAGGAGAAGUACAGAAAGUCGCUGGAAAACGAAAUCAAAGGCCUGCAGAAAGCCACCAAAGAGGCCACGGAACGUUUUGACGAAGGCUUGAAAAAGCUCUUUGAGCGGAAAAUUAAGUCGGACAUGGCCAUAUGUCAGGAAGAACUGAAGAUUAAAACUCUUAACUACUCCGUGCUCAUGGAGGAGGUGAUGAGGAACGAAGAAAUAGAUCUGGCGCAAAAACUGAAGGAAACGUCCGCACAGAGGAAAAAAAAGGCCGACGACUUGGAGAAGUUUGAAAAAGAAGUGGAGUCGUUCCAGGAGAGCUACGACAACCUCGUGGCGGACGAUAAAGCUCAGGAUAAAGACUUCCGGAAGGAGUUCGCCAGCGUCCACAAGGCCCACGUCGAUCAGCUGUAUAAACUGUUCAAGCGGAGACCGAGAGGUCAUAAGAGGAAUGCCAUGGAGGAGUUGGACUCUCAGCGGAACAUGCCGGAGGGAUUGACCCCGCCGGUGUGGGAGAGGUUUUGUCAAAUCCGCAGAACAAAAAUAGACACAGAGCACAAGAUCAAGGCCUCAGCGGCCACUCUGGCUGAGAUGGAAGCGAGCCUGCAAAAGAAGCGAGAAGAGGACGAGACGGCUGAGCAGGAAAUUGAGUAUCUCGCAGUAGAACUUGAAAACCUGCGCGAGGAGAAGAAGAACUUCCUGACGGACAUCACGGUCCAGUUCCUUCUCAAACAGGGCCAAGUGGAGGUGACCAACACGGAUCUCAUCCCCGACUACAGCGAGUCGAUUCUUCUCCACCGGGGGAAGGUGGAAGAGCUCAACCGCACCAUCCGGACCCUCGGCGAGCAGAAGAUCGCCGUGAUGGUGCAGACCAAAGACUUCCGUAAGGGAAUCAUCCAGGUGGAGUGGGACAACACCAUGAGGAGGAUGCAGAUUGAGGAUCUCAAGAACAAAGAACGGGACAUCCAGAAGCUGCGACUCACAGAGGAUCACAAAGAGUAUCUCAAGACGGACAGCGACAGUCGCGUGUGCAAGCAGGCGAUCUCUAUGAAGGAGACGCAGGCCCUGCAGCUCAAGACUUAUCAAAAGGACGUGAAGUAUCGCAAACAAAAAAUCAGACACCUCCAAGCUCAGGCGGCCAUGAAGGAAAAGAAGAACAUCGCUUUGGACAAGCAGAUCCAGGACAUGCACGUGACCGUGUCGCAGAUGCGACAUAUCUACGAAGCCUCAGCCACGGAGGAAAACGAGGCGGCGAACACCGAGCAGCGGUACCAAGAGGUCCUGCUUGUGCAGCGGCUGAAGGACAAAGCCCGGUUCCAGAUGGAGAAGCUGGCGUUUCUCAGCGCCGAGGCGCAACGUUUGAGGAUGAGGAAAGUCCCUUCGCUGGUGCAGAUCAAAUACGACUGAGCCUUCCGCCGA
Molecule: messenger RNA, 2730 nt
Organism: Syngnathoides biaculeatus (alligator pipefish)
Lineage: Eukaryota; Metazoa; Chordata; Actinopteri; Syngnathiformes; Syngnathidae
Gene: cfap43
Product: cilia and flagella associated protein 43
Exons: 22
Coding region: 199-2718 (839 amino acids)
Biological process (GO): sperm axoneme assembly; cilium assembly
Cellular component (GO): axoneme
Source: RefSeq, a predicted model, not a curated record